AAAAGGAUUUAAUGGAAAAAGAGGAAGGAAGAAAGAAGAAAAGAAAGAGAAAGGAAAUAUGAGGAGGAAGUGCUAGGUGCGAGGUGCGAGGUGCGAGGUGCGAGUAGUGGAGCAAAAGGCGGGUGUGUGAGAUGCAGUUCCGAAGCGACAACCUUAGGAAUCUCGAUCGCUGAAAAAACCUAGGCACUCUGCAAUUGCAUUCCUCUUCCUUAAAUUCUCUCUCUCUGCUCCAAACUAUUCACCCUUCUCACUUCUCUCGCCUUCGCUAUUUGCCUAUGAAAUCCGAUUCUUCGCCACCGCCACACUCAUAAUAAGCUUCUCUUUUCCAAAUAAAGGGAAUGGCGACUCCUGUUGAGCCUCCAAAUGGGAUCAGAACUGAAGGGAAGCAUUAUUUUUCCAUGUGGCAAACCCUGUUUGAGAUUGAUUCAAAGUACGUGCCCAUCAAGCCCAUUGGUCGUGGAGCCUAUGGGAUUGUGUGCUCUUCUGUGAACAGAGAAACCAAUGAGAAGGUUGCAAUCAAGAAGAUUCAGAAUGCCUUUGAGAAUCGGAUCGAUGCGCUCAGGACUUUGCGCGAGCUCAAGCUUCUUCGCCACCUUCACCAUGACAAUGUCAUUGCUUUGAAGGACAUCAUGAUGCCUGUUCAUAGGAGUAGCUUCAAGGAUGUCUAUCUGGUUUAUGAACUCAUGGACACGGAUUUGCAUCAGAUUAUUAAGUCUUCUCAAACACUGUCUAAUGAUCACUGCCAAUAUUUCCUCUUUCAGUUGCUCCGGGGCUUGAAAUAUCUUCACUCAGCUAACAUCCUUCAUCGUGACUUGAAACCUGGGAAUCUUCUAAUCAAUGCAAAUUGUGACCUAAAAAUAUGUGAUUUCGGGCUAGCACGUACUAACUGCAGCAAGAACCAGUUCAUGACCGAGUAUGUGGUCACUCGGUGGUAUAGGGCACCGGAGCUCCUACUCUGCUGUGACAACUAUGGGACAUCGAUUGAUGUUUGGUCAGUUGGAUGCAUCUUUGCGGAGCUUCUUGGACGAAAACCUAUUUUCCCUGGUUCAGAGUGUCUCAACCAGCUGAAAUUGAUUAUCAAUAUCCUUGGUAGUCAAAGGGAGGAGGAUAUUGAAUUCAUUGAUAACCCAAAGGCAAAGAAGUAUAUCAAAUCACUUCCUUAUUCUCCUGGAACCCCCUUUUCUCGACUUUAUCCCAAUGCGCAUCCAUUGGCAAUUGAUCUUCUGGCAAAGAUGCUUGUUUUCGAUCCGACAAAGAGGAUUAGUGUCACUGAAGCGCUUCAGCACCCUUUCAUGUCCCCUCUCUAUGAUCCUAACACUGACCCUCCAGCUGUCAUUCCAAUUGAUCUUGACAUUGAAGAGGAUCUAGGUGAAGGGAUGAUAAGGGAGAUGAUGUGGAAAGAAAUGCUUCAUUACCAUCCAGAAUCUGUUAUGGAGAAUGCGGGGUUGUGCUCAUGAUGUUUUUUUCUUCCUUUUAUGGCUAUGUUCCCUUUUGUUGGUGCCAACUUAGUUCUAAUAUCAUAACUCCUUCAAAUAAUUAGGACUUUGUCAUCGGUGAGCUCAUUAUCUAUUCUGUUUUCUAUUUAUUGAAAGCAGAGAAAAACAGCAAAAAGAUGAUCAUAAAAAAGUAUGUUAUUGCUGAUGAUGCAUUAUAGUCUUUAACCGCCAUGUUCAGAGAUUUAUUUUGUACUGAACUCAGUAUUGUAGUUGCUUCGUUUUGUUGUACAUAAACAUGUUCCUGUGUCUUUCAUAAACCAUUUUGUAAAUUAAGUCUAAUGUUUAUCAAUAAUGUAUUAUUGUUUGAAUUUUGAA
Messenger RNA from Cajanus cajan (pigeon pea), 1811 nucleotides. Its product is annotated as mitogen-activated protein kinase homolog NTF3. The record is from RefSeq and is a predicted model, not a curated record. Lineage: Eukaryota; Viridiplantae; Streptophyta; Magnoliopsida; Fabales; Fabaceae. Gene Ontology annotation, biological process: protein phosphorylation. Gene Ontology annotation, molecular function: ATP binding; MAP kinase activity.